Molecule: messenger RNA, 3031 nt
Organism: Thrips palmi
Lineage: Eukaryota; Metazoa; Arthropoda; Insecta; Thysanoptera; Thripidae
Product: prolyl 3-hydroxylase 1-like
Exons: 13
Coding region: 167-2659 (830 amino acids)
Biological process (GO): collagen metabolic process
Molecular function (GO): protein binding; iron ion binding; oxidoreductase activity, acting on paired donors, with incorporation or reduction of molecular oxygen
Source: RefSeq, a predicted model, not a curated record
UCCCAGUUCGGUUUCAGUUACCACAAACAUCCGUCGGCGUCGGCGUCCCGGGCCCCAGGCAGCCCCCGCACGCACGCGCUGCGCUUCACUUGACGAGUCGUGCCCAUUGCUUCGGAUCGUGCGCGCGUGUCGCGUGUCCGUCACUCGGAAUGGCUCUCCGCGCACCAUGAGGCUGUGCAUCGGCCUGGUCAAGGGCGCCAAGGGCCUGGCCCUGCUGUGCUGCGUCGUCGUGCUGCUCCAGUUGGCCCGGGCGGUGGACGCCGAGGAGCACGCUGUCGACGACGCCCAGGACGCCGCCGUUGAGGAGCACGUUGGCAGCCACCAGGACGCCACCGCCGUGGACGCUCUGGACGAUGUCGACCCUGCCAACGAUGCCGAUAACGCCGUCGACGCCAACGAUGUAGACUCGCUCGGCGAGGAGGACGCCGACGACAACCCUAUAGGGGCUCAGCAAGCCGCCGACGCCCAGGACCAGGACGCCGCCGACGACAACCCUCAGGCAGCCGCGGCUGAAGACGCCCAGGACGCCGCCGACACCUCUCCAGCACCGGACACCGCCACCACGCCGUCGCCGGCCGCGCUCAGCACCCCGGCGUCGGUGUCCUCGGAGCCGCGGGAGCCGGCGUCCAACCGGUCGGUGGCCGCGUGGUUCCGCGUGGGCGUGGAGGCGUACCUCAGCGAGGACUGGAAGACGUGCGCCACGGCGCUGGAGAACGCCAUCCUGGAGUGGCAGUACUUCCUGCGCGCCAACAUCGACUGUCGGCUCAAGUGCGGCCAGGAGGCGCGCCGGCAGCCGCCGCUCUUCGACAAGGACAUCGAGCACCUGCAGCACGCCGAGGAGCUGCUGCGCACCACGCUGUGCAUCAUGAAGUGCAAGCGGCGCGCCUUCCACGGCCGCGUCACCACGGACACCAUCGCCGCCUCGGACCAGAAGGCGUUCCGCGACCUCAAGGCGUACGAGUACCUGCAGCUCUGCUACUACCAGUCAUUGCAGUUUCAAAAGGCUGCAUCGGCUGUGUUCACUAUUAUUUCUCACGACCCGAGCAAUGACAUAAUGAGGCAGAACCUUCAAUACUAUCUGUCAAUGCCAGAGGUGGAUGCAAAUAAGCUUGAAAAUUACGAAUCAGAGCCAUACGUUCCACUAUAUCUUGCGGGUACAGAUGCUUACUUCUCAGAAAAUUAUGAAUCUGCAGUAUCAAAUCUGGAGGAAUCACUACAUGAAUUUUUGAAUGCCGUUGAUCGAUGUCGAGCUGAUUGUGAGGGGCCUUUUGAUCAAGGGUGGUUACCAGAUUUUACCCCAUCAAUCACAAACCACUAUGUUUAUUGCCUGAAGUGCAAAACUAAGUGCCACUCCAAGUUAAGUCAAAUGAAUGGAGAAAGAUACGAUGACUUUCUGCCGCUACACUACAAUUACCUUCAGUUUUCUUACUUCAAACUUGGGCGCUUAAAGGACGCUUGUGAAGCUGCUGCUACAUAUCUCAUGUUCCUCCCAGCAGAUGAAAUGAUGUUAGAAAACAUUGCGUACUACAAAGCAUUGCCAAAAUUUAAAACCAGUAUGUUGCAGCCUCGCACUGAGGCUGUUGAUUACAUCCACAGACAGACUUAUGAGGAUGCGUUGUUGAAAUUUGUAGCAGAUGAAUUUAUAUUUCCGGACUUGGAAGAGAAAGAUAUACCUCCAUCAAAUGAGAUUCGCGAGAUAGGGAAAAAGCCCCCACGGAAACAAACAGAUCCACUCCAUUCAGCAUUUAGUGAACAAAACAUUUCUUUAGAAAAUAUCUCGGAAUAUAAAGCCCAACAGAAUUUACUUCAGGAAGUCAAGGGUAAUAACACUAAACCAAACAUCUACCCUGCAGCCAGUGACAUGACAUCAAACUUGGAUGAAUACUUAUUGAGCCAGGUAAAAUCCCAAGAGCUGGAAAGAUUAAAGAAGUCGUCCAGAAGACCCCUCUUUAAUUUUCAAAGAGAAAGUGACUUAGGAGGCAAGAAGCGUUUUGUAGUUGAUGGUCUUGCCAAUGAAUUAGAAUGCAAGCAGCUUGUGCAGUUUGCAAAAGUGAAUGGCGUGAGAGGCGAUGGAUAUGAUGGUAACAAAACCCCUCAUUCACCACUUGAAAUAUUUGAAGGAAUUACAUUAGGCCAGGCUGCUUUGAUGGUAAACUUUGGCUUGAUCGAACUUUCAACUCUAAAACUUUUUCUGAGCCUGAGUGAAAGAGGUAAAAAUUCAAUUGCUACCUACUUCAACAUCUCUAACAGCGAUCUGCAUUUUAGUUUCACUCAUCUUGUUUGUCGCUCUUCUGUGCCUGGGAAAUCAGUGAAUGGUUCAGCAUUAAGUCACAAGAUUCAUGCUGACAAUUGUUGGUUUCCGAAAGAAGGAAGAUGUGUAAAAACGUAUCCUGCAUAUUACUGGAGGGAUUAUAGCGCUCUACUGUACUUAAAUGAUGACUUUGAUGGUGGGGAAUUCAUAUUCAGCGCUGAUCCGUUAGGAAAAUUAAUCCAAAGCUCCAUCAAACCCAAUUGUGGUCGGCUAGUGGGGUUUUCAGCAGGACAUGAAAACUUACAUGGUGUUCAAGGAGUGAAAAGAGGCACUCGUUGUGCUCUGGCUCUUUGGUUCACCCAGGACUCAACUCGAUCAGAGUGGGGUCGGAUAUUGACAAACAGAUGAUUCAUUUUUUAGAAGCUGGAGAAAAUCCGAGUGAAAUGCUGAUUUCAGAACUUGAAAAUUUAGUGCAAUUUGACUUGGAGGAGGCAGAAAGAAGAUGUUCCAAGCUGGUAGUGCUGAUUGUAUUAAGGAUAAAAAUUUCAAAGAAGAUGAAAGAAAAUCUGUGUCGCUAAUGAAGGGCAAUCACAGUCAACACUAAUUUGUUCACUAUUAGAGAAAGUAGCUCACACUCCAUCAAAAGUUUACAAAAUUAUAGAAAACAUUUUAAAGAAGGAAUGACGAUAGAAAAUGACAGCAGUAGAAAAAUUAUCAAUACCAUUCAUGAUUUCACUUGAUUCAGGCAUUGUUGGGGCUGGCCUUAAGAUGCAGCAAGUG